AUGGCUUCCCGCCAGCGGCCCGUCGACGCUUUCAAAGUUGCGGCGGCUGCCGCUGCCACAGCCGGCGCGACCGCCUUCGUCACAUCUGCGGGCCAGUCAGUUACCAGCCAGUCCACUGCCCCACGCGCAGGGAUCGCUCCGGCCGUCUCGGCCACGGCCACGAGUGCCCAGUCCUUCUCCGCCCCGUCUCACGCGCUUCCAGCCCUUGCUGGAGCAGCGGUUUUGGCCGGCGGCCGACGGAGAAUGCGCAAGAGGAUGGCCGUGCGGUCUGCAGCCGCUGUUAUGGAGAAGUACACCUCCAUGUGCAAGGACUCCGACCCACCAGAGUCGAUGAGAAGGCGCUUUGAGGCUGUUGUGGCUCAGGCGCAGGAGGACAUUUGCAAGGCCAUCGAGGACUGCGAUGGCGGAGCCAAGUUCUGCAAGGAGCCAUACACACGUGGGGACCGCGGCGGUGGCGGUAUCGCCCGAGUGCUCCGAAAUGGCAACGUCUUUGAGAAAGCCGGGGUCAACCUCAGCGUUGUCUAUGGAGAGAUGCCCGAGUCAGCGCUGAACGCCGCAACCGAGCGAGGAGCUGACCGUGCCGGUGGAAAGCUGAAGCCCGGGCAAAAGGUUCCCUUCUUCGCGUGCGGACUGUCCUCCGUAAUGCAUCCAAAGAAUCCCCACUGUCCCACCAUGCACUUCAACUACCGCUAUUUCGAGACGGAGACAGGACAGUGGUGGUUUGGUGGCGGGACGGACAUCACUCCCUCCUACUUGGACAAGGAUGACAUGAAGCAUUUCCACGGCACCUACAAGGAUGUUUGCGACAAGUACGACCCCGAGUGGUACAGCAAGUUCAAGAAGUGGGCCGACGAGUACUUCCUCAUCCAACAUCGCCAGGAGACCCGCGGUCUGGGUGGCAUCUUCUUUGACGACUUCAACACGGAGGAUCCCGAGACGCACCUGAAGUUCUCCACCGACUGCCUAGCCUCAGUCGCCAAGGCGUAUGUGCCAAUUCUCGAGAAGAACAAGGACAAGGAAUACACCGACGAGCAGAAGCAGUGGCAGCUGGUACGACGGGGUCGCUACGUCGAAUUCAACCUCGUCUACGACCGCGGCACCGUCUUCGGACUCAAGAUGCUCAGCAGUGGCGUAGGCCGCAUUGAAAGCAUCCUGAUGUCCCUGCCAGAGAAUGCCAAGUGGCUCUACGCCCAUGAGCCCGAGGAAGGCUCUCCAGAGGCGGAGAUCAUGGAGGCUUUUAAGACUCCGCAGGAAUGGGUGUGA
This is a messenger RNA of Symbiodinium sp. CCMP2592, 1263 nucleotides long. NCBI's taxonomy places the organism in Eukaryota, Dinophyceae, Suessiales, Symbiodiniaceae. The record is from the annotation of a GenBank genome assembly.